Gastrolobium bilobum is the source of this 3534-nucleotide messenger RNA. Its product is annotated as autophagy-related protein 18f-like. Gene Ontology annotation, biological process: autophagy; response to starvation. Gene Ontology annotation, cellular component: cytoplasm. Gene Ontology annotation, molecular function: protein binding. The coding region runs from base 565 to 3384 and encodes 939 amino acids. The transcript has 8 exons. Lineage: Eukaryota; Viridiplantae; Streptophyta; Magnoliopsida; Fabales; Fabaceae. The record is from RefSeq and is a predicted model, not a curated record.
AUCCCUCCCUGUUUUCCGGCGAGUUUCCGGCGGUUUUCGUUCCAAAUUCCUACACUCCCCUUUCCCCAAUUCCCUGCCACGAUUCAUUUCUUAAAUCAUCAAUAUUGGCAAUACGUAAAUAUUCAUACCUAUUUAUAAAAAAAUUCAUUCAAAUAAAUUUCAUUAUUAUUUUUCUAUAAUUUUUUGGAUCAUCAUUAUUAUUAUUUCAUUUGUGAGAUUAUUAGGAAGAUUAAUUAACAACAAACUUGGAAACUUUUAUUUUUAUUUUUGUGGGUUUCCAUCAGAGUAAGAAUUAAACGAAAAUUUUUUGGAACUUUUUUUUUUUUUCUUUUUCUUUCUCUAGUCCAAACCAUUGUCUUCGUUGUCGUUGUGCUUUUUCGGUGUUUUGUUUUGAGGGAAAAACGCGAAAAGUAGAGAAAUUUUGGAGGUGAGUUUUGUUUUGGGGUGGUUGUGAUUUGGAUGGUUUCGACGAGGUUAAGGACAUGGAGACACUUGUGACCUGAGCAGUGAGAAAUUCGUGAGUCUUUUUUCUUUUUUUUUUCAUGAUGGUGGAAGAAGAGGGUGAUGAUUGAAUAUAAGGGUGAAUUUGAAGAAUCGGUGGUGACCCUUUUGUUGUUGUUGUUGUGUGUAGCUGUUAUUUUGAUCUCUUUGGUUUUUGGGAUGAGUAGGAAUGAUGGCCAGAAACAACAGCACCUUCUUCAUGGAGGUGGAGCUGCUGGUACUGGAAGUGAUCAUAGUGGCAAAAACAACAACAAUGGCUUUAUUCCCAGCUCCUUCCUUUCUCUCUCCAGCUACCUGAGGGUUGUUUCCUCCGGUGCUUCAACCGUUGCCCGGUCUGCUGCGGCUUCCCUUGCAUCCACGAUUUUGGAUAGGGAUGAUGAUGCUGACUGUGAUAAGGUUAUUUGGGCUGGGUUUGACAAGUUAGAGGGUGAGGGAGAAGUCAUUCAGCAAGUACUUCUUCUAGGCUAUCGUUCGGGCUUCCAGGUUUGGGAUGUUGAGGAUUCAAAUAACGUCCGUGACCUAGUUUCCAGACAAGAUGGUCCUGUUUCUUUUUUGCAAAUGGUACCAAGUCCAAUUUUAUCAAAGAGACCAGAAGAUAAGUUUGCAGACAAGCGCCCAUUGUUAGUAGUUUGUACGGAUGGUUUCUUUGGUGGAAGAAGCAAAGUUCAAGAUGGGUUGGCCGCCCCUUGCAAUGGCAGCACUUUAAAAUGCCUAGACCAAGUGAAUGGAAACUAUCUCCCAACAACUGUUCAGUUUUAUUCUAUGAGAUCCCAAUUAUAUGUUCAUGUACUAAAGUUUAGAUCGGUUGUUUAUUCUGUAAGGUGCAGUUCUCGAAUAGUCGCUGUUUCUCUAACCACUCAGAUACACUGUUUUGAUACCACAAGUUUAGGAAAAGAAUAUACUUUACUUACCAAUCCUAUAGUAAUGAGUUUUCCUGGUUCUGGAGGUAUUGGCUAUGGACCACUUGCAGUGGGUCCUAGAUGGCUGGCUUAUAGUGGAAGCCCAGUUACAGGUGCCAUUUCUGGCUGUGUCAACCCACAACAUUUAACACCUUCUCCAAGCUUUCGUGGUUUUUCUUCAAAUGGGAGCUUGGUUGCACACUACGCCAACGAGUCUAGCAGGCAUCUUGCUACUGGGAUUUUGACCCUUGGAGAUAUAGGGUAUAAGAAGCUUUCCAGAUACUGCUCGGAGCUUCUCCCUGAUAGCAAUGGUUCUUUACAAUCUGUAAAUACUGUAUUCAAGGGAAAUGGAAUCGUUAAUGGCCAUUCAGCAGAUGUGGAUAACAUUGGAAUGGUCAUUGUGAGAGAUAUAUCCAGUAAAAAUGUUGUUGCCCAAUUCCGGGCCCACAAGAGUCAUAUUUCAGCUUUAUGCUUCGAUCAUAGUGGGACCAUAUUAGUUACUGCUUCCGUUCAGGGGCAUAACAUUAAUGUUUUUAAGAUAAUGCCUGGAUAUGAGAGCUUGUCAGAAUCUGAUGCUCGUCCUUAUGCUCAUCUCUACAGGCUGCAACGUGGCUUUACAAAUGCAGUUAUACAAGAUAUCAGUUUCAGUGUUGAUAGCAAGUGGAUUAUGAUUAGUUCCUCAAGGGGAACUAGCCAUCUAUUUGCUAUAAAUCCUCAAGGAGGACCUGUAAAUAUUCAGUCAUAUGAUAAUAGUUUUACUGGAAAAAAUGGUGGAUUGACUAAUCAAGCAGUUCUCUGGCCUCAGAGUUCAGCCUUAGAAAUUUCAAAACAGCAGAUUCUUUGUGCUGCUGGCCCUCCUAUCACACUUUCUGUUGUAAGCAGAAUUAGGAACGGAUCUAAUGGAUGGAGAGGCACUGUAACUGGUGCUGCUGCAGCUGCAACUGGUAGGAUGAGUUCCAUUUCUGGGGCUAUUGCUUCAUCUUUCCGCAACUUAAAAGGCAACAGUGCUUUGUAUGUUGAUGGGAACUACUCAAAGGAAAAGUAUCAUCUGUUGGUCUUUUCACCGACUGGUUCUAUGGUUCAAUAUGCUCUGCAGACAUUUAACAAUCAAGAUUCAGCUGUUGUUUCUGGAUUAACCUCUGCUUAUGAAUCCUCUCCAAAGAUGGAUGCAAGAGUAAUAGUUGAGGCUAUCCAGAAGUGGAAUAUAAGUCAGCAACAUAGUCUGAGAGAGCGAGAAGAUAAUUUUGACAUAUAUGGAGAGAAUGGGAUUUCAGACGGCCAUAAAGUAUGUUCAGAGGAAGCGCACAAGGAUAAUAUCAUUAGCCCUAAAAUCAAGAAUGUAGCCAUGAAAUCGAAUACCUGUCCUGAAAAAGAGCAUCAUUUGUAUAUUUCGGAAGCUGAACUGCAAAUGCAUCAAGCUAAGACUCCACUGUGGGCAAAGGCCGAGAUAUAUUUUCAUUCAAUGGGUAAAGAGGCUACUAUGAUGAUGGGUGAAGAAGCUGCUUCAGGAGGAGAAAUUGAGAUUGAAAAGAUUCCAACUCGAAUGAUAGAAGCUAGGUCAAAAGACUUGGUUCCAAUUUUUGACUAUAUUCAGACCCCAAAAUUUCAAGAAAUGAGGACUCCCUCUCUGGAUAACAAGUUAAAUGAACAACUAUUGCAACAAGGUUCCAAGUUGUUUGAAAAUGGAAGGAUUUCACCCAGGAGUAUUUUGGGAUCUACUGAGUGUAUGACUAAUUCUGGUGGUAUUAUUGCGGAAUAUAAAAGUGUGAUUGAAGGAAAUGAGUGGCAUGAUCAUUUGAUUCCAUCAGAAAAAAAGGGUUUUGUAAAUAAUAAUGACACCAUUCCACCAAAUACUAGGCAUGGCAUUGUAAAUAAUAGAAGAGAGCACUUAAACAUGGAGGCUCAACACAUGAUUGUAAAUAAUUACAGAGAAGGCCUGAAAAUGGAGAAUCACUUUGAAGAAAAAGGAAAUGAAUUUGAUUAAAGGUUUGGGAAAUAUUCUUUCAUUUCGCAUGGUAGGCUUUAUUAACUGUGUUAAUAUUAUGUUGGAGAGGUAGAGAAGCUUGUGUAGGGGCUUGACCAACGAUGCUAUAAUGUGGACACUGCGUUGGGAUUCUUCUGUUGACCUUGUAAA